AGUGCGAGGAGCUGCGCCGAGCGUGGGGGCCAGGCGCGGCUCGGCGGGUGCGUGCGCGGUGCCAGCAUGGGCACGGCCAUGGGACAGCGCUCCGCUGCAAGGACCCGGGGUCUCAGCUGUCGUGGCAUCUGCUACCUGGGCAUCACUGCCGUUACAUGGGGCCUCAUCGCGCAGCUCGAGGUGGGAGCCUGGCAGUACAAUUACACUGAACAGAAGGACUACACAUGGGAGCAGGCGAGGAACUUCUGCCAGACCUACUUCACGGACCUCGUGGCCAUCCAGAACAAGAACGAAAUCAAGUACCUCAACCAAUGGCUGCCCUUCCACUCACGAUACUACUGGAUCGGCAUUCGCAAGCUGAAUGGCACCUGGACCUGGGUGGGCACCAGGAAGGCCCUGACAAAGGAGGCGGAGAACUGGGCUGAGAAGGAGCCCAACAACAAGGGCUCCAACCAGGACUGCGUGGAGAUCUACAUCAAGAGACAGCGCGAGUCGGGGAAGUGGAACGACGAGCCCUGCAGCAAGAGGAAACGGGCGUUGUGCUACCAGGCCUCCUGCCAGCCCUUGCCCUGCAGCCAGCGUGGUGAGUGCGUGGAGACCAUCGGGAACUACAGCUGCGAGUGCCAGCCCGGCUUCCAUGGCCGUGACUGCGAGAACGUCGUUGCAUGCCCUGUGCUCAGUGCUCCAGACUGGGGAGAGCUCAGCUGCUCCCACCUCCACGGCAACUUCAGCUUUGGCUCCACGUGCACCUUCUCCUGCCAGACGGGCUUUGUGCUGACGGGGACACGGAGCCGCCAGUGCACGGCCACGGGGGACUGGACUGGGCAACCCCCGCAAUGCGAAGCCAUCAAAUGCCCCGCGCUGGCCGCCCCUGCCAUGGGCCACGCAGCCUGCUCCCACCUCCACGGCAACUUCAGCUUCGGCUCCGCGUGCACCUUCUCCUGCCAGACAGGCUUUGUGCUGACGGGGACACGGAGCCGCCAGUGCACGGCCACGGGGGACUGGACUGGGCAACCCCCGCAAUGCGAAGCCGUCGCAUGCCCCGUGCUCAGUGCUCCAGACUGGGGAGAGCUCAGCUGCUCCCACCUCCACGGCAACUUCAGCUUUGGCUCCAUGUGCACCUUCUCCUGCCAGACGGGCUUUGUGCUGACGGGGACACAGAGCCGCCAGUGCACGGCCACGGGGGACUGGACUGGGCAACCCCCGCAAUGCGAAGCCGUCGCAUGCCCCGUGCUCAGUGCUCCAGACUGGGGAGAGCUCAGCUGCUCCCACCUCCACGGCAACUUCAGCUUUGGCUCCAUGUGCACCUUCUCCUGCCAGACGGGCUUUGUGCUGACGGGGACACAGAGCCGCCAGUGCACGGCCACGGGGGACUGGACUGGGCAACCCCCGCAAUGCGAAGCCAUCAAAUGCCCCGCGCUGGCCGCCCCUGCCAUGGGCCACGCAGCCUGCUCCCACCUCCACGGCAACUUCAGCUUCAGCUCCGCGUGCACCUUCUCCUGCCAGACGGGCUUUGUGCUGACGGGGACACAGAGCCGCCAGUGCACGGCCACAGGGGACUGGACUGGGCAACCCCCGCAAUGCGAAGCCGUCGCAUGCCCCGUGCUCAGUGCUCCAGACUGGGGAGAGCUCAGCUGCUCCCACCUCCACGGCAACUUCAGCUUUGGCUCCAUGUGCACCUUCUCCUGCCAGACGGGCUUUGUGCUGACGGGGACACAGAGCCGCCAGUGCACGGCCACGGGGGACUGGACUGGGCAACCCCCGCAAUGUGAAGCCGUCAGCUGCCCGGUGCUAGAUGCUCCCAGCAGAGGCCAGAUAAACUGCUCUCACUUUCACGGGAACUUCACGUACAACUCCACGUGUGCCUUCUCCUGCGAGGCGGGAUUUGUUCGGAUGGGAGCUGAGGCGCUCUGGUGUGCGGCCACAGGGAACUGGACCCACCAUCCCCCAGCCUGUGCAGAGGAUGCUGCCUCCUUCUUCAAGCAAGUGCUGGUUUACAGCAGCAGCACUGCUCUGGUGGCAACAGGCAUCGUGCUCUCUGGGGCGCUCAUCAUCCUCCUAGUCAAGCGGCUCAGUGACAAAGCACAGGAGAAGAAGAAGCUCCUGAGUCCCACCAGUGACUUGGGAUCACCGGGCAUCUUCACCAAUGCAGCCUAUGACUCCAACUUGUAAGAGCACUGGGACGUGCCCCAGGCAGGGAUGUCCCCCUGAAGCGAAAGGACUUGGCGGUACUUCACGCCUCCACCCUCGCAGAAGCUCGCUCCCGCCGGGCAGAGCAGCCACCACCCGGACUCAAAACUGCAGCCCCGGCCGGCCGAGGCUGCCCGACGCCGCACGCCCCCCUCCCGCUCCACACCUGCGGCAGCACCCACGGGGAGUGGGGCCGCCCACGAGGCCGCGUGAAGACGGGCGGCGUGGACGCGGGGAGCCCCCGACGUGCGACACCCGGGGCCACGGGGGCCGCGCUGUACGUGAUGCCCCUCAUGCCCCGCUUCACAGCGCCCCCUCCUUCUCUUUAACAUGCAAA
This is a messenger RNA of Dromaius novaehollandiae (emu), 2527 nucleotides long. RefSeq names its product E-selectin-like. The transcript has 15 exons. Gene Ontology annotation, biological process: cell adhesion. The record is from RefSeq and is a predicted model, not a curated record. Gene Ontology annotation, molecular function: calcium ion binding. NCBI's taxonomy places the organism in Eukaryota, Metazoa, Chordata, Aves, Casuariiformes, Dromaiidae. The coding region runs from base 67 to 2172 and encodes 701 amino acids. Gene Ontology annotation, cellular component: membrane.